CUGACUAAAUACUUUUCCCCCCCACUGUAGGUAGAUUAUAAGUAUUUCUUGGCAGGCUGAGGUUUAGCCGUUUCUCUCUGCCGUCACUAGUUUAGCCGGUCCUCGCUAUUAAUGUGGCUACUGUUUUGUUUGGCAAGCCAGCCCACACUUGUUUGACUGACACUAUAUCUCCGCUAUUUCAGUAAUGGGACUCGUGCUAUUUGAGUAAUUCAGCAUGUAAACUAUAGUGUCAACUACGAAAUUACAUUCAUAUCAGCAGACUAAUUUAGCUAGAUCAAGUGCGUCUGUGAAGAUAGAAUGGGUUCAUCUUAUCAGUGUCGAGCGUUGGUGGUAUAGUGGUGAGCAUAGCUGCCUUCCAAGCAGUUGACCCGGGUUCGAUUCCCGGCCAACGCAGAUAAUUUUGCCUUAGUUCCUUUUUGAUGGAGGCUACAUUUUGGUACCUGCGUCACAGCUAUAAUAAAUAGGCUCGAUACAAAGGAUUACCAAGCAAACGUACCAAUAAUGUCUCUCAAAUACUAGCUCCAAUCUAAAAACAUCUCCAUCAAGCAAUUAAUUGAACAACACCUUGACUGCUCGUGUUGCACCUUUACUUGCCCCGUUUUAUGCUCCCAUUUGAUUGGGCUUGCCUGUACUUAGUUUCAGAUGUUGUAAAAUAGCUCAAUGGAUGUUUUGAUGCUGAUGCUCCGUUGUGCUCCGCCCCCUCUUGAAACUCUGAGCUGACAGAUACAGCUGACUUCUAUCCUGAGUGCUAGGCACACGCUUCCAUCGCAUGAAGUCAGAGUCUCCUACGCACCAUGGCAUCGGACGAAUUGGCGAGGAAACUGCAGCCCAGGAUGGCCGCAGAGCAGGUUCCCCUAUUCAACCCGUGUGCACCAGAGGAGACCCCGGUGAAACCGAGCGACCCUGUCCCUGAGCCGCAGGAAAAAGAGGUGGUGGUCGUUGUCAAUGAUGCCACAUCGGAACUCACGGCGAAACUCACCCGGAGACUGGACAUCAACGAUGGGAACGCGGCGCCCAAGCAAGCCAAGGUGUUCAACCCUUACACGGAAUUCAAAGAGUUCUCCCGCAAACAGAUCAAAGACAUGGAGAACAUUUUCAAACGUUUUGACGGUGGUAAGGACGGCUUCAUAGACCUGAUGGAGUUGAAGCUGAUGAUGGAGAAGCUGGGAGCGCCUCAGACCCACCUGGGCCUCAAGAACAUGAUCAAGGAGGUGGACGAGGACUUUGAUGGCAAGCUGAGCUAUAGAGAGUUCCUGCUGAUCUUCAGGCGAGCAGCGGCAGGCGAGCUGCAGGAGGAGAGUGGUCUGAUAGCUCUGGCCAGACUGUCUGAGAUAGACGUCUCCACAGAGGGAGUCAUGGGGGCACGGGACUUCUUCGAGGCUAAGGUGCAGGCUCUGAAGGUGGGCAGUAAGUUUGAGGCUGAGAUCCGAGAGGAGCAGGAGGAACAGAAGAGACAGGCGCUGGAUAUGAAACAGAGGCGGGCUGCCUUCAAAGAGCUGCAGUCUGCCUUCUUAUCCUAAUACAGUACACACACACACACACUAAAACACACACACACACAC
Messenger RNA from Coregonus clupeaformis (lake whitefish), 1562 nucleotides. RefSeq names its product EF-hand domain-containing protein D2. Bases 795 to 1520 code for a protein of 241 amino acids. Gene Ontology annotation, molecular function: calcium ion binding. The transcript has 4 exons. The record is from RefSeq and is a predicted model, not a curated record. NCBI's taxonomy places the organism in Eukaryota, Metazoa, Chordata, Actinopteri, Salmoniformes, Salmonidae.